Oryzias melastigma (Indian medaka) is the source of this 3204-nucleotide messenger RNA. RefSeq names its product GC-rich sequence DNA-binding factor 2 (gene gcfc2). Gene Ontology annotation, cellular component: nucleus. The transcript has 18 exons. Gene Ontology annotation, biological process: mRNA splicing, via spliceosome. The record is from RefSeq and is a predicted model, not a curated record. NCBI's taxonomy places the organism in Eukaryota, Metazoa, Chordata, Actinopteri, Beloniformes, Adrianichthyidae. Gene Ontology annotation, molecular function: DNA binding. The coding region runs from base 440 to 3043 and encodes 867 amino acids.
AUGGUUGUUAAAAUUAAAAAAAGCUGUAUAGGAGGAAAUGUAUCGUUGUCGUUAGAUACAAAAAAUUAUUAAAGGAUGAAUAAAUACAUAAAAAAACUAAUUCAAGAAAAUUAAAGAAAUAAUUAAAAAAACACCCUGUAUAUCGCACAAAUAAAAAAAUAUGAUGGUAAAUUGUGUAUAUGGAAACUACAUAAACAAAUACUUUUCCUAUGUUUAGCAUUAUAUUUAAAAUAAGCAAACAAACAAAUAAAAGGAAUUAACGAGCAUAGCACAAAAAUAGCAAAAUUACUGUAAAUUAUAUAGUGAAAUGUUUUUACUACAUUGCCCAUAAUGCAUUGCCUGCAAUUUGCGACCUUUUCCCAACACAUCGCACGCUGGUUUACGUCCAGUUUACGGCAUUGUUUAGUCCAUAAGGGUUAAUAUCACUAGAGAUGACAAGAUGUUCAACAAAAAACCCAGAAGAAACUUUCGACAGAGAAAGCAGAGUUCCUCUGAAGAUGAAGAGCAGAGAAAAGCCCACGUGGAAGAAAAUGAAAACGUGAAGGCUUCAGUGGUAAACGCGUCGUUGAAAGCAGCGCCAGGUCGCGGGAUCUCAUGCAGUUCGAAGCGGGAAGUAACGCCUCCGAAGGCCGACAGUAGUGACGAAGAGCACCGAGAGAACCCGGAGCUGACAGAAGAGAAGAGUAAAAAAAAUGACGGGACUAACUGGAAGACUAAAUCCGUCCUAAGCUUCUCUGUCGAAAAAGAAAAUGAAGAGUCAAGUUUUCAAUUAAAGAGGACUUCUGAAAAAACUGUCCUGUUCCAAUCCAGAAAAAAGGAAGAGGCUUCACCUGCGAGGAACACCUUCAACAAAGGUGGUGGAGGUGGCAUAUCAUCUGCUUCCCCCAGGCAUGAUCAUUGUGAUGAAGCCUUGCUACAGUCUCCUAAACAUAAUUCUAGCAGUGAGGACAUCAAUAGUGGAGACGGUAACAGUGAGGACAGUAACGGUGAUGAUGACGAGGAUGUCACUAAUGGAGGAGGUGUUGAGUCCUCCUCAGCGACCUCUGAAUCAGAUUCCACCUGCUCUGCUCCCAAACCAAUAAUUAUCCCCAAUGCUAAGGAGAUCAAAGCAGCCAGGAAGCAGCGAUCUGCCAUUCGAGCCCAGAAGGAGUUUAUUUCACUGCGUCGGGACCGCCCGAGCUCAAACGGCAGCACGCCAGAUCACUACAGCAGGGAGGACGAAGAGGAGAGAGUUGACGACGAUGAUGAUAAUGAGCCAGAUGAUCAUGAAAGAAGAAUUGAAUUCGCUCCACGACUGAAGAGCAUCAGGGAGAGGAUUGCAGAGAAGUUAGGUACAAGUGGUGAGAGUUUGGAUGGUUCUGAUGAAGAAGAGCAGGAACUUUGGGAAGAAACACAAAUUGAAAAGGGACUUAAGAGACGACCAGGAGAGCAAAGCCCGUCUGGCAGUGACUCUAGCAGCAACAUCAGACAAGACAGAGUAAGGAACAAGAAAAGAUCUUCAAGAAACAAAAUCCCGAAGAGUCUUCCUCCAGUUUCUGUCUCAACGAUCAAGAAAAGGAUCACUGGAAAGCUUGAUUCCCUGAAAGAGGUGCACCGAGCACGGCAGGCAGAGCUGAGGAGAAUGGCGGGAGAUGUGGAGAACGCUACAGCCUCUAUGGAGCUGCUGGAGGACGUGUCCUCUGAGAGCCAGCUGAAGUUUUACAGGAACAUGACUCUUUACAUUCACAACUUGGUAGAGUGUCUCCAGGAAAAGGUUGUUGAGAUCAAUGCGUUGGAAGUGGAGCUGCACACGCUCUUAUCUGACCAGAUGGAGGCGCUGUUGGCUCAGACACGAGAGAGGAUUAAGGAGCAGGCUGACCGCCUGCAGCAGCUCAGCUAUAACACGGAUGAGCAAAGUAGCUCCACUGUUGAGACAGACAGAAAAAACAACAAAGAUCCUAAAUCUGAAGAUUGUGAUUUACCUGAAGAUGCUCAACUUUCUCCAGAAGAGGAGGAGCAGUUGCAAACAAGAAUAGCUGACAUCCAGUCGAGAUCCAAAGACGUGUUUUCCGAUGUCCAGGACGACUUCUGCUGCGUCAAAAACAUUCUGGCUCGCUUUGAAGAGUGGAGAAGAUCGUACUCGGAGUCUUACCACAAUGCCUACAUCUCACUGUGCCUGCCCAAGCUGCUGAACCCCAUCAUCCGCCAUCAGCUGCUGUCAUGGAACCCUCUACAGGAGUCAAGCUGCGGAGAGUUUGAAAACCACCCGUGGUUCUCGGCGGUGGAGACAUUUUGCCACGGCCACGGCCAUGAAGAACUGGAGCACACAGACAGACAGACGCUGUCCAGCACUAUAGAGAAGACGGUUCUACCAAAAAUGACUGCUUUUGUGGAGCUGGUGUGGGAUCCCAUGUCCCACCAACAGUCAGCCAGUCUGUCUGGUGUUUGUCACAGACUUAAGGAGGAUUACUCCAUCUUUCAAGGCGAGCAGAGUAAACCAGUCAAGGGGUUUAUUGAGGCUGUGAUCCAGAGGCUGAGAAACUGUGUGGAUGAAGAUGUUUUCAUACCUCUUUAUCCCAAAAGGUGUCUGGAUGACAGAUCUUCACCUCAGUGUCGCUUCAGGGAUCAGCAGUUCUGGACAGGCGUGAAACUUCUAGGUAACAUGGGCAGGUGGGAUCUCCUGCUUCCUGAGGCUGUUUUAAAGGAACUGAUGCUGGAUAAACUGUUGAACCGAUACCUCAUGAUCACACUGUGCAGUCAGACACUAUCCAACACCACCUCUGCAUGCAAAAAGAUUGCAGAAUCUUUCCCAAUUUCGUGGUUCGAAGGAGACAGUCAGUGUUUGCCUCAGCUGCAGAAUUUCAGAAACCACAUAGUUCAGGACGUUCAUAGAAUCUGCAAACAGCAGCCUCCUGGAGAUCCAGACACCAAAUCUGCUGUUAUUGAAGACCUCAAGGUCCUGAGCAGAAUCAGGUGCUACGACUCCAUCAUGGCUUUGGCAGAAAAAUAUCACUAUCAAGAUGCCAUCUAUGCUCACCAGCUGCUCAACCAAGAGUCGCAAUAAACACACAAAUGUAUACCUGGACUAAGGAGCAUUCGCAGGAUAAUAAUUCGCAGGAUAAUAAUUCACAGGAUAAAGGACAGGAGAUUUUUCUAUUGUGAACUUGUAUUUUUUUUUGUAUCCAAUAGUUGUUUUUAAUGAAUAAAUAUUUUAAUUUGAUAAAA